Molecule: messenger RNA, 3510 nt
Organism: Syngnathus acus (greater pipefish)
Lineage: Eukaryota; Metazoa; Chordata; Actinopteri; Syngnathiformes; Syngnathidae
Exons: 12
Coding region: 347-2443 (698 amino acids)
Biological process (GO): response to bacterium
Source: RefSeq, a predicted model, not a curated record
AAUACGCUGAUUUGUGUGUGAUUAAUUAUUUUGGUUUGCACAAAUUCUGUUUCUCAAGCAGACCUUCACAAUGCCAGGCUGAUUUAAGGUUUUUGGGGGUUUUGCUCCAAGUUGAUUCAUUGAUAUUGUGAAAUCGUUAGCAAUGAAUGUGCGCUAUUCAAAGUGUCAGAGUCUCAAACGUGACGCACAACUAGAUAUCAAGUCUUGUACAGAAGAGCGUUCACUGAGAAGAGCCGGCUUGGGUUGACACUUGAAACGGCCAAUGCGAUGUCUGUGAAAUUGUCCCCUCCUCUUUUGUGGUCUACGUUUCAAGUCAUUAAACAUUUGAAGCUCUCUGGAGAAACUGAUGCACUUGUGGAACAACAAAAUGCGGACGACGCUUCAUCUGCUGCUCCUGCUGAUCCCGUUUGGAGGAUACACGGGUCAGCCCACCUUCACAACAGAGACCAAAAAAGUUGGACAAAGUGUCUCUCUGGAAUGUCCCCGCAACUCCUCUGAAAUUCAGGCUCUUCAUAUUUGGAUUCGACUUGCUUCUGGAAGCUUCCCAGAAAUCUUAGGUCAGAUGUCAUCCUUUGAUAUGGCAGAACCCAAAACUGGGACAUCAAAGAGUGGACGUCGUAUAACAGUCAAGCAAGAGCCAGGGAAGUUUGUUCUGCAAAUUAGUCAGGUGCAAAAAAUCGACACAGCGCUCUACUACUGUUUCAAAUUGCCAUCAUGGUUUCAAAAUAUGACAUUUUUGAAUGGAAUAUUUCUACUGGUCAAAGACGACCCAGAAGCAGAGACAGCCGUCACUGCUGUCACUCAUGACUUGCAGUUCAACAAGAGCCGAUCGCGGUGCUCGGUUCUCUCUCGCUCUGGUAAUAAAACGUGUGAGGAUGGACACAACUUUUAUUGGCUCAGAGCUGGACCAGAGGAUUCAAAUCCCCACUUCAUUUACACUCAUGACGAAUGUGAGAAAGUUGCAAAGGGCUCCAUGCAGGAAUGCGUUCACGCUUUCCAUAACAACGUCGACGCCGGAACGUACUCUUGUGCUGUGGCCACAUGUGGGCACAUUUUUAUGGCAAAGGCAACAAAGGUCAACACGCAAGACCCCAGCAAGUCUGAUUUCCUAAAGACUGUUAUCUUCGUCAUGGCUGCUGCUUUGACCUUAAUCUCCAUCCUGUCAGUUUUUCUCAUAUACAAGGUCAAGACAAAAACGUUUUGUUGCUGCAUAGCUUGUCUGCAAACUCGUGAAGAAACGUGCAGUGGUGUGCAGCAGAGAACCGAGGACACUUUGGUUUAUUCCGCUCCGACCAUCGUCGCCAGGACAAGUGGCAAAGAGAGCCAAACGAGAGCGAGACAAAAUGAGGAUUUUAGCACGUAUACGGACGUCUGCCUUUGCGAAACCACGGCGCUUCAUCUGCUGAUUCUGCUAAUCCCAUACGGAGGCAAGUCCGAGCUCAAGGACAAUGGGGAUAGAUGCACAAGUGGUCCCACCUUCACGACAGAGAUGACAGCGGUUGGACAAAAUGCCUCUCUGGAAUGUCUCAGAGAUGACACCACUGCGCGAGAUGUUCUUUUUUGGAUUCGACUUGUUUCUGGAACUUUUCCUGAAUUUUUAGGUCACAACGCACCCGGUGGUUUCACAAGACAGGAGUCGUCAAAGAGUGGACGUCGUAUCACAGUCAAGCAAGAGCCAGGGAAGUUUGUUCUGCAAAUUAGUCAGGUGCAAAAAAGUGACACAGCGCUCUACUACUGUUUCCUCUGGACACCGUGGAUUCAUGAUGUGAUAUUUUUGAAAGGAAUAUUUCUGCAGGUCAAGGAUUUUCCAGAAGCAAAAACCUCUGUCUUUGCUGUCACUCAUGACUUGUUGUCUGACGAGAGCCGUCUGGGACCAUCUGUGACCUCGCGCUGCUCGGUCGUCUCUCGCUCUGGGAGUAAAACGUGCGCAGAUGGACACAACGUUUAUUGGCUCAGAGCUGGACCAGAAGAUUCGAAUCCCCACUUCAUUUACACUCAUGACGAAUGUGAGAAAGUUGCAAAGGGCUCCAUGCAGGAAUGCGUUCACACUUUCCCAAACGUCAGCGCUGGAACCUACUCUUGUGCUGUGGUCACAUGUGGCCACAUUUUUAUGGCAAAGGCAACAAAGGUCAUCACGCAAGAUGGCAGCAAAUGUGAUAUACAUAGGUCUGUCAUCUUUGUCUUGGGUUCUGCUUUGGCCUUAAGUGGGAUCAUAUCAGCCUUCCUUAUAUGCAAGAUCAUGACAAAAGGCUGUUCUUACUGCAAAGCUUGUCGGCAAACUCAAGAAGAAACAUGCAGUGGAGCGCAGCAGAGAACCGAGGACACUUUGGUUUAUUCCGCGCCGACCAUCGUUGCCAGGAAAAGUGGCAAAGCCAGGCAAACGAGAACGAGAAAAAACGAGGGUUUUAGCACGUAUACCGACGUCUGCCUUCGCGAAGCUUAAUAAGGCGGAAAUGAUAAAAUGCUCGAAAACGUUCGCAUACCAGACCCUUUAUUUUAUUUUAUUUAUUUUUUUUACAGUCAGGAAAGAACCAUUUUUGGUGUGUUUAUGAACAAAAGUAACAACCAUGUGAUUGCUCUCAAUUAGAAAAUAUGUUUUAAGGCAAGGCAGCCUUAUUGUGUAGCGCAUUUCAUGCACAAGGUAACUCAAUGCGCUUCGCGUCCCUAAAAAUACAUUUAAAGAUAAUCACCCCAAAAAAUAUAAUUGAAGGCAUUUGAAAGCCAAGACACAAAAAACACAAACUAAAUAAUUUAAGACAUUUAAAAGCAAAGAGUUGGAAAUAUUUACUAAAAUUCAGUCAAUGAGAUCAGUUGGAUCUAAUGAUAAGUAAACAAUAUAGUUUACAAUUCCUCAGAUCAUAAAUGCAGCAAUCAUGAUGAAUAGUUUUGGACAAGUUACUAUAUUAAGAAAAAAAAUCUGAAUUUUUGUCAUUCAAUGACUGAUGAUAAUGACCAGGUUUCAUCACAAGCAAAAGUCUUAAUGAAGGCUUCAACAUGUGCUUUAUGUGAAAAUUAUGACAACUUAUUUUUAUUUUCAACAUGUUUUGUCGCUUGUCAUUGCAAACAAUAAAAUGUUUAAUCUUGAAAUAAAUGAACGGUAAAUAGUUCUGUUCUGAUUUUAACAAUGAUGCUGUAGUGCUUGAAGGGAUCAUUUGGACAGGAAGUCGAAAUCUCACGAGGUCACGCUUUCUUUUUUUAUUCAUUUACAAGCGUCAUCCACGACGAGCCUUCAACUUUCCAUUUAGCAUCUGUGGCAGGAAGUUCGAAGCGUGUGUGCAUGCGUUUCUGUUUUUUUUUUUUUGUGCUUUCCUGUGUUAACGCGUUUGUAUUGGUUCUCUUCAGCUUAAGAUAUUACUUUUUUGUCCCAGUCCCAGCUUCCUCCCCCAAAAAUGCUUGUCAUAUGAACUGAAGACAACAUUUUAGCGGGGAUCACAAAGGACCACACACUUCCAAAACAGAUAUGGCAAACAUUUUAAAUAUGGACAAAUUACAUCGCUGGGUGCAAAAUAA